GGUCUGCCCAGAGCAGCGAUGGCCGCUGACCCCUGCGGCUCUGGCCGCCUGCUCCUGCUUCUGUGCUGCCUCGCGGCCGCCCAGACCCAAAUGCUGGACUGGUCGUGGCUCCCGGACCCGGGCGGGCUCACGGCUGCACUGGGCCCUGGGGCCCUGGGCGGGGACCCCGAGGGGCCUUCAGCUGACCUCACCACCCCCGCGCCCCUCAAGGACAGUGCCCCCGAGCAGGACCAAGUCCUCACCACCCCUGAGCCAGCCCCUGAAACACAGGACAAGACCCCGGCUGCAAGUCCCAGCAGGAAAGAUGACAGCCUGGCUCUGGUGGGCGGCAAGAUCCUGCACGUUGCUGAGGGCAUCCGGAGCUUCGUCCAGCUGUGGGGAGACAUCCUGCCCACCCCCAUACCCGGCCGAGAGGAGGCACCGCGCCCCAAGCCCCCCGAGGACACCCUCACCCCGCCUGGGCCUGCCGGGAGCCCCCAGAAGGGGCUGAGCCUGCAGCCAAACCCUGGAGGGCUGAGUGCCCUGGACACCCCCAGCAGCCUGUCCAGUUCGGCCGGGCAGCCCACACCCCCCUCCAGGGAGCCCUUGAGACCGCCGCCCGGGUCACCAGGUGCGCCGGUGGCCGAGGUGGGGCUGCUGCAGCUCGUCGGGCAGCCGCUGCCUCCGCAGGUGACAGCCGUGGAGGAUCCUGACGUGGGCCCCGCCCUGGUCUUCGGGCCCGAUGCCAACGUGGGGCAGGCAGCCCGCUCGCACUUCUCUGGCCACUUCUUCCCCGACUUCGCGCUGCUGCUGCGGCUACGGCCAGACUCGGAGCAGGCCGGGGUGCUGUUCGCCGUCACCGACGCUGCGCAGGCCGUGGUGGCUGUGGGCGCCAAGCUGGGCGCCGUCACCACAGGCCACCAGGACGUGCAGCUGCUCUACACGGAGCCGGGCUCCACCAGCACGCGCGUGGCCGCUGCCUUCACCCUGCCCGCCUUCUCCGGCCGCUGGGUGCGCCUGGCGCUGAGCGUGCGCGGGCUCUGGGCCUCGCUCUUCGUGGAUUGCAUGGAGGUGCAGCGCCUGCCACUGGCCCGCGACCCCCAUGGCCUGCAGCUAGAACCCGGUGCCGGCCUCUUUCUGGCACAGGCGGGAGCCGCUGACCCCGACAAGUUCCAGGGGGCGAUCGCAGAGCUGCGGAUCCGCAGGGACCCCCACGUGACCCCCCAGCUCUGCCUGGAGGACGAUGAGGACGACAGUGAUGAUGACGGGGCGUCGGGCGACUCGGGCAGUGGUGUGGAGGAGCACCCAGUGCCUGGCAGUGAGGAUGAGGACUCAUCCCUGGAACCCAGCCUCCCCGACACUCCCCCGGUCACGCCUCCACCCUUGGCCGAAAGCACUGCCAGGGAAGAUUCCAGAACUGAAGAAGUAGAAGAAGAGACAACCGAGUCUUCAGUGGGAGCUCAGGCCCUGCCUGGCGGAACAGAGGCGCCUGUGUGGGACGACGCUGCCCGGAUCUCUGGGGGCCGCCCGGCGGAGGUGAGCAAGGCCACAUUCCAUCCUGAACCCUGGCACCCAGCGGGGCCUCUGGCACUGACGGACCCAGGGCAGCGCCUGCCCCACCUCAGUGGACAGAAGGGGGAGCUGGGCGCUCAGGGCCCCUUGGGUCCUGCUGGCCCAACGCUGCGGACCCCCAACACACAGCCUGUGCCAGGGCCUCAGGGCCCCCCUGGACCUCCGGGGCUGCCAGGCAAGAAUGGCCCCCCUGGGCAGGAUGGUGAGCGGGGAAGCCCUGGUGCAGAUGGAAAACCCGGUGACAUGGGACCUCAGGGCUUUCCAGGAACCCCCGGCCAUGUGGGGCCCAAGGGGGAGAAGGGAGAUCCUGGGAUUGGGGCAAGAGGCCCCCCAGGACCACAAGGACCUCCAGGACCCCCAGGACCGCCUUUCAGGCCUGAUAAGCUGACCUUCAUCGACAUGGAAGGCUCCGGCUUCAGCGGGGACCACGAGAGCUUCCGGGGCCCCAGAGGCUUCCCCGGGCCCCCGGGCCCUCCCGGAGUCCCAGGCCUGCCCGGAGAGCCCGGCCGCUUCGGAGUGAACAGCUCAGUGGUUCCCGGACCUGCAGGCCUGCCCGGGGUACCGGGACGAAGUGGACCCCGCGGGCCCCCUGGCCCUCAGGGACCCCCAGGUCCUCCAGGAAAAGGCGGGCGUCCAGGCACCACGGGUGCAAAAGGCAGCGUGGGUGAGGCAGGCGCCCCAGGAGUCAAGGGAAGCAAGGGGGAUUCUGGCCCCAUGGGCGCACCCGGGACAAAUGGCUUGGCAGGAGCCCCAGGUCCAGCUGGACCACCAGGCCCCCCCGGACCUCCCGGGCCCCCGGGCCCAGCACUGGCUGCAGGUUUUGACGACAUGGAAGGUUCCGGACUGCCCCUCUGGGCCACAGCACGAGGUGCAGACAGCCGGCAGGGAGUGGCCGGCCCGCCUGGAGCCAAGGGAGACCCUGGCCCAGCGGGGACCCCUGGAACCAAGGGAGAGGUCGGAGCCGAGGGCGCCCGUGGGUUUCCUGGCCUUCCGGGCAGAGAGGGUGCGACGGGAGCACGAGGCCUGAAAGGGGACAAAGGCAGCAGAGGAGAGAAGGGCGACCCAGGCAGGGAUGGAGUCGGGCAGCCUGGCCUCCCUGGACCCCCGGGACCCCCGGGGCCGGUCGUCUAUGUGUCGGAACAAGACAAGGCUGUGGCAGCUGUCCCUGGACCUGAGGGCAGACCUGGCUUUGCUGGCUUCCCUGGACCAGCCGGGCCAAAGGGCGACCUGGGCUCCCAAGGCGAACAGGGCCCCCCAGGACCCAAGGGUGAGAAGGGGGAGCCAGGCAUGAUCCUAGGCCCAGAUGGCAGAGCAAUGGCGCCCGCUCAGAAAGGAGCCAAGGGGGAGCCUGGCUUUCGUGGACCUCCGGGUCCCUAUGGACGACCAGGACACAAGGGGGACAUUGGCUUCCCAGGGCGGCCGGGUCGCCCCGGAAUGAACGGCCUGAAGGGGGAGAAGGGAGAGCCAGGAGACGCCAGCGCUGGCUUUGGGCUGCCGGGUCCGCCUGGCCCACAAGGGCCCCCAGGGCCCCCAGGACCCCCCGGAAAGCCUGUGUAUGACAGCAAUGCAUUUGUGGACUCCAGUCGUCCAGGACCCCCAGGCCUGCCAGGCUUCCGGGGUCCUUCAGGACCAAAGGGUGACAAAGGAGAGGUGGGCCCACCCGGAGCCCCAGGCCAGUUCCCGCUUGACCUUCUGCAGCUGGGGGCCCAGAUGAAGGGCGAGAAGGGUGACCGUGGGGACUCGGGGCAGAAAGGGGAGCGUGGUGAACCUGGUGUCGGCGGCGGGUUCUUCGGCUCCGGCAGGCCAGGCCCUCCCGGGCCCCCAGGCUAUCCUGGCAUUCCGGGUCCCAAAGGAGAGAGUGUCCGAGGCCAGCCCGGGCCACCCGGCCCACAGGGCCCACCUGGCAUUGGCUACGAGGGGCGCCAGGGCCCUCCCGGCCCCCCAGGCCCCCCGGGUCCUCCUGGCCCACCGUCAUUUCCUGGGCCCUACAGGCAGACCAUCAGUGUACCCGGUCCUCCCGGCCCUCCAGGUCCUCCCGGCCCCCCUGGACACAUGGGCACCUCCUCAGGGGUCCGCAUCUGGCCCACGUACCAGGCCAUGCUGGACACGGUGCCGGAGGUGCCCGAGGGUUGGCUGCUCUACGUGGCCGAGCGCGAGGAGCUGUUCGUGCGCGUGCGGCGCGGCAUCCGGCGGGUCUUGCUGGAGGCGCGGACCCCACUGCCCCGAGGAGGCCCGGACAGUGAAGUGGCCGCCCCAAGGCCCCCGCUGGUGCAGAUGCAGGAGGGAAACCCGUACCCGCGGCGCGAGGCAGCGCCGUCCACCCUCAGGCCCUGGAGGGCCGACGACAUCCUGGCCAGUGGCCCACGCCUGCUGCCACCACAGUCCUACCCGGGACCCCCGCACCACGGUGCCUACGUGCGGCCCGCACGCCCCACCAGCACACCUGCCCAAUUGCACCUGGACUUUAGGCCGGUGCUGCACCUGGUGGCACUCAACAGCCCGCAGUCUGGCGGCCUUCGGGGCAUCCGUGGAGCCGACUUCCAGUGCUUCCAGCAGGCGCGCGCCGUGGGGCUGAGCGGCACCUUCCGCGCCUUCCUGUCCUCUCGCCUGCAGGACCUGCACAGCAUCGUGCGACGUGCGGACCGGGUGGCUGUGCCCAUCGUCAACCUCAAGGACGAGGUUUUGUUCCCCAGCUGGGAAGCCUUGUUCUCUGGCACCGAAGGCCAGCUGAAGCCUGGGGCCCGCAUCCUCUCCUUUGAUGGCAGAGAUGUCCUGCACCACGCCGCCUGGCCACAGAAGAGCAUAUGGCACGGCUCGGACCCCAGCGGCCGGCGGCUGACUGAGAGCUACUGUGAGACUUGGCGGACGGAGGCGGCGGGCGCAGCUGGCCAGGCGUCCCCGCUGCAGACGGGCAGGCUGCUGGGGCAGAAGACCACGGGCUGCCACAGUGCCCUGAUUGUCCUCUGCAUUGAGAACAGUGUCACGACUGCUGCCUUCCAAUAGACCCUUCGGGCAGGCCCGG
This is a messenger RNA of Suncus etruscus (white-toothed pygmy shrew), 4573 nucleotides long. Its product is annotated as collagen alpha-1(XVIII) chain-like. Lineage: Eukaryota; Metazoa; Chordata; Mammalia; Eulipotyphla; Soricidae. The coding region runs from base 19 to 4554 and encodes 1511 amino acids. The transcript has 41 exons. The record is from RefSeq and is a predicted model, not a curated record.